Molecule: messenger RNA, 1899 nt
Organism: Vigna unguiculata (cowpea)
Lineage: Eukaryota; Viridiplantae; Streptophyta; Magnoliopsida; Fabales; Fabaceae
Product: polyadenylate-binding protein-interacting protein 12-like
Molecular function (GO): RNA binding
Source: RefSeq, a predicted model, not a curated record
GCGGAUGCAUCAGACGCGUGGCGACAUGUGUGACUGAAUGGGCAGUUGUGGAAAAUUAAUGAAAAAAAAAAAACAAACAAAAAAAUUGAGUCACGCUGUUCAAUUUUUUCUUUGAUGCAUUCAUCAUCACCAUCAAGACAUCAAGUUGGGACGUUCUUCUCUGCUGCAAGGGUCUAAAAAGUCAGUGCAGUGAAAACGGACGAUCCGAAGAAUAUUACCCUCUCACAUCUCUCUAUAACAUUAAUCGUCAGUAAGAUAAACCUCUAUCACCAAUUUCUCUCUGUUUCUUUUCUGGGGUUUUAAGGUUGUUUUUUUGGUUGUGGUUGUUGUUGUGUCUCAAUCUCCAUGAUCAGUUUGAUCUUAUGUCAAUGAAGAAUUUUUAGACAAAAACCCAGAUUCACGAAAAAACCUUAAAGCGGAGAAAAAGACAGCGACUUUUCAUCUCUACGCAAGUGAUUAUGGCGGUUGCUGAGAAUGUUGGGGCCAAAAUCGGUUCUUCGAGUCAGAGUUUGGACAGCGGUGUAGUGUCUGCGGAUUCGAGUGAGGUCGAGAAAUCGAAAACUCGAAGCGAUCAGAAUCUGACCAACGGUGUGUUUACCCAUCAACAGCAUCCAGAGAGAGUUCCCAGCUCUAUGACAGUUCCUAAUGGAAAUUACAGCUACAAUACUCAGAUGCACGGAAAUGGGGUGAACAACGAUGGGUAUGGGAUGAAUGGGGUUAUGAGUGGGGAGAAUGGGGGUGACAGUUUCAAGCGUGACAUGAGGGAUUUGGAAGAGCUUUUAUCAAAGCUGAACCCCAUGGCCGAGGAAUUUGUGCCCCCAUCACUAACCAAUACUCAUGGCUUUUUAGCUGGACCUAAUACUGGGUUUGGUUACACUAACAAUUUUAUGCUGCCUAAUAACUUUGGCAGUGCUAAUGGACAAAUUAACAAUAGAAGGAGGAAGAAUGGCUAUAAUCCUGGGAAGCGAAGAGUGAAUCAUAAAAUGGAUAUGGAGAAAAGAGAAGAGAUGAUUCGGAGGACCGUUUAUGUGUCUGACAUUGAUCAACUGGUUACUGAAGAGCAGCUGGCUGCUCUCUUUCUCAACUGUGGCCAGGUUGUUGAUUGCCGCGUAUGUGGAGAUCCUAAUUCUAUUCUUCGAUUUGCCUUUAUUGAGUUUACAGAUGAAGAUGGAGCAAGGGCUGCCUUGAGCCUGUCUGGUACCAUGCUUGGAUAUUACCCGCUGAGAGUGCUGCCUUCAAAAACUGCCAUUGCACCUGUGAAUCCAACAUUUUUGCCUAGGUCUGAAGAUGAAAGGGAAAUGUGCUCAAGAACAAUUUAUUGCACAAAUAUCGACAAGAAGCUUACUCAAGCAGAUGUCAAACACUUCUUUGAAUCUAUUUGUGGAGAGGUUCAACGCUUGAGGCUUCUUGGGGAUUACCAUCAUUCAACUCGAAUUGCAUUUGUUGAGUUUGCACUGGCUGAGAGUGCAAUUGCUGCACUGAGCUGUAGUGGUGUUAUUUUGGGUUCACUGCCUAUAAGGGUAAGUCCGUCAAAGACACCUGUCCGUCCUCGCGCUCCCCGAUCCUCCAUCCACUGAAUCGUCCUUUUGCAUGUUUCUGGGGUUGCUGGUGCUCGGAGAUAUAUUUACAUAUAUACAUACAUAGAAACAGAUAUAUUCUAAGGUACCUGUGGCGUUUUGUUGAUACUUUUGUCCUUGAUGAGACUUGCAGUAUGGUAUCUUUGUUUUCUGUUGGGAUCGUGGAUUAUGUGUUUAGAUGUAGAGUUGGGUGGCGUUUUGAGGAUCUCUAAGGCUUAAUUUAUGAUGGGUUGAUCUUGCAAGGAGAAAAUUUUAUAGUUGGAUUUUUCUAACAUCUGGAAUUUACUUCAAGAAACAUCUUACAAAGCCUUUGUUUUAGUUA